AUGCUUUUAUCCAAGAUCUUGCAAAUCACUAUCCUUACUAUGCUUGCUCAAUCUUAUCCUCUUGGCUCUUUGGAAGACCGAGAAGCCGCUAACCAAGGUGCUCUCGCCAAAAGAGCAAGUGUAGGUGCAGGUGCAGGAAAAUCAGAAGAAGUCUUACAGACUCACAAGAAAACAACUGCAGAAGAUAAAACUUUCAGUUCUGGUGAAGAAAAAAAUAAAAGUGGCUCGUCCAAUAGUGCUGAAUCAAAAUCCAAUGACGACAAAACAAGCAGUGGCACUUCCAAUGGAGGUAUACAAAAACCUGUUAGUGACGAAACAACCAACAGCGACUCCUCUUCUAACAAAAAAACAAGCAACAGUGGAUCGUCUGCUGACACACCAACUAAGGUUGAUCUGGCUGAGAAAGCUGCUACAACAACUUCUGGUGAAAAAACAAAUAGUGGCUCCUCCAAUGGAGGUAUACAAAAACCUGUUAGUGACGAAACAACCAACAGCGACUCCUCUUCUAACAAAAAAACAAGCAACAGUGGAUCGUCUGCUGACACGCCAACUAAGGUUGAUCUGGCCGAGAAAGCUGCUACAACAACUUCUAAAUCGAUUAAAUCUAAAGCAAUGAGUGGCGUUAAGAAUGCUGGUGAGCUUGCUGUUGCUGCUGGUGCCAUUGCCGCUUUGGGAGGCCAAUUUGUAAGCAGCGGUUCUGAUUCCGCUGAUGUCUCUACCUCUGCUUCUGCCGCAGCCUCAUCGAGCACAUGCGUUCCAUCAGCUGAGAACUUGUGUCCUGUUGGUGAUGGUACCUAUACCGACAGCGAAGGUGACAUCUACAAUUCUCUCGGUCUGUUAAUCAGUUCUGCCUCUGCCACUGCCACUGCUACUGAUAGUGUUACUGCCACUGCCACUGCUACUGCCGCCUGA
Messenger RNA from Saccharomycopsis crataegensis, 912 nucleotides. RefSeq lists its product as uncharacterized. The transcript has a single exon. The coding region runs from base 1 to 912 and encodes 303 amino acids. Lineage: Eukaryota; Fungi; Ascomycota; Saccharomycetes; Ascoideales; Saccharomycopsidaceae. The record is from RefSeq and is a predicted model, not a curated record.